This is a messenger RNA of Asparagus officinalis (garden asparagus), 1392 nucleotides long. RefSeq names its product ACT domain-containing protein ACR9-like. The coding region runs from base 133 to 1167 and encodes 344 amino acids. The record is from RefSeq and is a predicted model, not a curated record. The transcript is spliced from 6 exons. NCBI's taxonomy places the organism in Eukaryota, Viridiplantae, Streptophyta, Magnoliopsida, Asparagales, Asparagaceae.
GAUGAAACUGGGCUCGGCUGCGAUCUUAGCCGAGUUGUUCUCGAGUUUGGGCUGUGCAUUACGAGAGGAGAUGUCUCCACCGACGGAAAAUGGUGUUUUGUUGUGCUAUGGGUUCUGCCCUGCUCGCCCAAUAUGAACGUCCCAUGGAUGAGUUUAAAGGAGAGACUUUUUUCCUUAUGCCCAUCGAACCCGAUUCCUUUCUACUUUGAUGUUGGAACUCGGCCCACGGUGUCUCAGACGUACCUCCUGAAGCUCUUCUCUGUUGACCGGAAGGGAUUACUGCACGAUGUGACUCAUGUCCUUUCUGAACUUGAGCUUUUGAUCCAAAGAGUGAAGGUUUCGACGACUCCUGAUGGCAGAGUCAUGGAUUUGUUCUUUAUUACUGAUGGCAUGGAGCUACUGCAUACCAAAAAGAGACAAGAUGAGACAUGCGAAAGAUUGAAUGAUGUUUUGGGAGACUCAUGCAUUAGUUGUGAAUUUCAAUUAGCCGAUGGUUUUCAGCAAGGUUUCUCUUCCCUCCCUCCUUCUGUUGCUGAAGAACUAUUUCACCCUGAGAUAACCGAAGGGGAAGUUGGAUCACAAGCUCUUAGUCCAGAUAUGAGGAAACUGAAAAAGGUGAAUGUGGUCAUAGAUAAUUCCCUAAGCCCUUCACAAACUUUGCUUCAAAUUCACUGUGUCGAUCAGAAGGGUCUCCUCUAUGACAUUUUGAGGACUAUGAAGGACUGUGACAUCAAGAUAGCCUAUGGUCGAUUCCUGUCUGAGAAGAAAGGCUAUCGUGAAAUAGACCUUUUUCUUCAGCAAGCUGAUGGGAAGAAGAUAGUAGAUCCAGAGAAGCAGAAUACAAUUUGUUCCCAAUUGAGGUUGGAGAUGCUCCAUCCUUUGCGAGUAAUAAUUGUUAGCCGUGGCCCCGAUACCGAGCUUUUGGUCGCUAAUCCUGUUGAGCUUUCCGGAAAGGGGAGACCUCGGGUGUUUUAUGAUGUCACCCUUGCUCUAAAAGUGCUUGGGAUUUGCAUUUUCUCAGCUGAAAUUGGGAGGCACACAACAGCAGAGAGGCAGUGGGAAGUCUAUAGAUUUCUCUUGGAGGAGACCAGAGAGUACCCCCUGGCAAAUAAGCAGGCUAGAAGUAAGAUCAUUGAUAGAGUAAGGAGAACAUUAAUGGGCUGGUGAGAGCUGAAAAAUUACAUGAAGUUAACGGACAGGGCUUAGCGAUCUCAAGUUUUCGAAUCUACCGUUUCUAGUGCUUUACAUGGUCAUUUGGUUGUAUAGGGUUCUCGCUCUUAAAAGUGUACAUCCCAUUUGUAUUCACCGUCUACAGUUAUUAUAGCAAGAAGGGUUAUUCAUGUUUCUCUUAAUGAUUUUGAAUAAAAAUUUGCCCCCAGAGUUUCUCAUUCU